Messenger RNA from Lactuca saligna, 108 nucleotides. Lineage: Eukaryota; Viridiplantae; Streptophyta; Magnoliopsida; Asterales; Asteraceae. The record is from the annotation of a GenBank genome assembly.
CAAUACGAAUGGCUUCUUGGCACACAAUUCUAACCAUUGGAGUUGGCAAAAUCAGACUCGGCAACAAUCUGGAAAUCUACACCAUGGCCAACUGAUUUUGGGGUUUAC